AAACAACCAAAGCAAAGAUCAAAAAAGAAAAAGAGGAGAAAAAAUUCUACCCCACCAAAGGUUUCUGUGAUGCUAAAGACAAGCUCCAAAAGAACAGGGUUGUUGUCAUCAAAGGAAACACGGGAGACGGUAAAACAGCAAUCGCCGUUCAACUCCUUCAUUGGCUGAGUCGGGAGCAAGGAGCCGGACAACCCAUACAACUUCACAAGAUUAAGAAAUUAGAUUUAUUGGCUCCAAACUUAAAACUGAUCACUUUUAUUGAUGAUGUUUUUGGUGAGAAAGAUGUGUGUAAAAAGGAUGUACAAGAGUGGAACAAAAGAGUCUCAAAUGUAAAAACACUUUUUCUUGAUGAGCAAACAGAGACCAAUUUUCUCCUCAUUACUGUUCGCAAUGAAGUAUUCAAUUCUUUAGAAAAACGUUCUUUGGGAACAAUUUUUACCAAAGACAACUUAAUUGAUCUUAGCUCUGAUACAUACAAAGUUGAAGAAGAGAAAAAAGGACUAUUAGAGCUGUAUAAGCCAGAAAACUUUUCAUGGACAGACAAAGAAAAAACACAAAUUUUAACUUGCGCACCAAACAUUGGAUUCCCACAAUGUUGCCAGCUUUUCUGCAAUUCUAAAAAAUUGCAGAAAGAACGAGUGAGAUUUUUUGAAAAUCCUUUUCAUUUCUUGAAUGAAGCAUUGACAAGAUUAGAAGAAUGUUCUGCACUUUUGUUUCUCUUCCUCAAUAAUGGUAUGAUAAGUGUAAAAGAUCUGGAUCCAAACAGUCAAAAAGUCAACCUAAAAUUGCUGGAAGAAGCUUUUGAUCUCAAUUUAAUUGAUGGUGAAAAUGACAGUACCAAAUUGACAUAUAAGAAAAAAGUAGGAUGUGUAAAAGAAAGUUUAGAAAAAUUGUUAGGAUUUCUAGUAGUGAAGGAGAAAUAUUGGUGGUCUGGUGAGGAUGUGUACAGAUUUAAUCAUGAUUCUAUUUAUGUUGCUGUGGCACUUUUGUACGGACAAGUCACACCGAUUGGCUUCAUACAGAAUUGUCCCAGCGAAUCCCUCAGUUAUCUAACAACCUCAAAAACAGCUACAAACAUGAUUGUCAUAUCAUCUGAUCAGUAUACAGAAAUGUGUGAGCGUCUACUCCGAGAGUUUGAAUGUGAGGAGAAUCGAUAUGGUACUAGUAUUGGCUCUCUAGAUGUAUGGAAUGAUCCUGUAUUUGUUAAAAGAUUUGUCAGGUUGUUGAAUGACAGAAAAGUUGACAAACUUGAUGUGUUGAAAAAAGCAUGUUGUUCUGGUGCAGAAGAAUGUGCUUUAUAUCUUCUGUGUGCGGGAGUAGAACCUGACGAGGACACAGUGUUUAGUGUGGUGUGGGGAGGGAGUGUGAAACUGUUACGUAAACUACUGGAGUAUAACGUCACCCCUACAGCGAGGAAUGAGUACAAUGACAAUGUCCUAUAUAAGGCGUGUUGGUAUAGGAGAGAAGAGAUGGUGACGUUGUUAUGUGACACUUACCCACACUUGGUACAUGACACUGAUUGGUGUGGACAAACCCCGCUCUAUGUUGUGGCACGGACAGGAAACUGUUCUAUGUUUCAGACAGUGGAGAGGUGUGUACUUAACUCCUUAUAUAGAGUUGAUGACCAACAACACAAGUGUGAGUCGGUAAAUGGUCGUGUGGUUCAUAGGAACUGUGUGUGUGCUCAGUACAUGGCUCAGUUAGUGGAUGUGUACAGGGGGAGAACGGCGUUCCAUGAGAGUUGUAGGCGGGGUAACAGGGAG
Molecule: messenger RNA, 1763 nt
Organism: Mizuhopecten yessoensis (Yesso scallop)
Lineage: Eukaryota; Metazoa; Mollusca; Bivalvia; Pectinida; Pectinidae
Exons: 1
Source: RefSeq, a predicted model, not a curated record